This is a messenger RNA of Oryza brachyantha (malo sina), 1421 nucleotides long. RefSeq names its product heat stress transcription factor C-2b-like. Gene Ontology annotation, cellular component: nucleus. Bases 123 to 956 code for a protein of 277 amino acids. Gene Ontology annotation, biological process: regulation of transcription by RNA polymerase II. Lineage: Eukaryota; Viridiplantae; Streptophyta; Magnoliopsida; Poales; Poaceae. Gene Ontology annotation, molecular function: DNA-binding transcription factor activity; RNA polymerase II cis-regulatory region sequence-specific DNA binding. The record is from RefSeq and is a predicted model, not a curated record. The transcript has 2 exons.
CCACCCCAUCGCAAUUCGCAAUACCUAUCCAUCAUCUCAGCCAGAGCCAGGUAUACUUUCGGGAGACACACAGCUAGCUUAGCUUAGCUUAGUCCAUCUGCCGCCGGGAGACGGCGACGGCGAUGGCGGCGGCGGGAGGAGGAGGAGGGGCGGCGCCGUUCGUGUGGAAGACGUACAGGAUGGUGGAGGACCCGGGGACGGACGGGGUGAUCGGGUGGGGGAAGGGGAACAACAGCUUCGUCGUCGCCGACCCCUUCGUCUUCUCGCAGACGCUGCUGCCGGCGCACUUCAAGCACAACAACUUCUCCAGCUUCGUCCGCCAGCUCAACACCUAUGGCUUCCGCAAGGUGGACCCGGACCGGUGGGAGUUCGCUCACGCGUCGUUCCUGCGUGGCCAGACCCACCUCCUCCGCAACAUCGUCCGACGCGGCAGCGCGGCCGCGGGCGGGGGAGGCGCCGGCAAGCGCAGGGACGCGUCGGCGUUGGAUGGCAGCGGCGGCGACGACGACAUGACGAUGGUGGCGACGGAGGUGGUCCGGCUGAAACAGGAGCAGCGCACCAUCGACGACAGGGUGGCGGCGAUGUGGCGCCGCGUGCAGGAGACGGAGCGCAGGCCCAAGCAGAUGCUGGCGUUCCUCCUCAAGGUCGUCGGCGACCGCGACAGGCUGCACCGCCUCGUCGGCGCGGGCGGCAACGGCGCCUCCCCCGCCGCGGCCGUCGACGACGGGUUCGCGGGUGCCGCCUCGCCCGUGGAGGGCGGCGAGAAGCGCGCGAGGCUGCUGCUCGACGGCGACCUGCAGGUCGGUCACAACGCCGCCUCCGUCGCGUUCGGCCCGGACGCCGUCGACUUCGCCGGGUUCUACACCGGCGCCGACAUGUUCCCCGACAUGCCCGUGGAUGCAGCCGCCGCGCCAGCCGGCUGCUCGUUCGCUUUCGGAGUGGACAGCGGCUACUGAUCAACUCACCCAUCCACGGACUGACACAUGCGUCGGCCGCCGCCGCGAACUGCUCUCAUUUUCCGGCUGGUUACGCCGAACUAUUGGCGCCCCAUGCGUCUCCGCUCGCCGUCGCGCUGUCGCCGCCGUGUGCUGCUGGGAUGGUGAUGUGGCACGACAUGUAUCCAUGGCGUCGCUUUUUCGAUGGGUGCUUGCUUGCUUGGUCACAUGUUUGCAAAUUGCAAUGCUGCGGCGAUGCUUAAUAAGAUGUGCUAUAUAUGUGUGUAUCUAUGGAGUACUUGUGUUGCUGUAGGGAGUGAUGGCAAUGGCCUCUCUAAAGGCUCUUAACUAGUGCUGUUGUGUACAUACGCAUAUGCAUGAUUGUAAUGGUCGGGUCAGCCCUUAAUUUCAUGUAAAUUACCUUACAUGUUGCAGUGUUAAGAAUUUUGGAGAUGGGAUGGCAUAAUUAAAAUCUUUAGAAGUAUA